AGUUCGUCGAGGAAAUAGUAGAAUACUAGUAUGUACACAUUUCCCAUUCAGAUUCGGGCAUUCACGAAUCACGAUUCACGACCUUGAUUUCCAAUCGCCAUUUUCCUUAACUCCAGUUCUCUGAUUCUCUCUAUCCUCCAUAUCCAUCCUCUUACAAUAUCUUCAAAAACCAUGGAACCAGAUGUAAGUAUCGAAUCAAUGUGCACGAUCCGAGUAGCUGUUCUUCCAAUUGGUGAAAUCUCAUCAACUCUCUUUAGAGAUUAUGCUUCUCUUUUAACUCUUCAUUCCAAAAUUGAUCUUUCAUCAAUUAGCUCUUUUUAUACUGAACAUCAAAAAUCUCCAUUUACCCAUCAACCUUGGGAUUCUGGGUGUCUUCGUUUUAAGUUCAUUCUUGGCGGAUCUCCUCCUAGUCCUUGGGAAGAUUUUCAAUCUAAUCGUAAAAUUCUUGCUGUUAUUGGGAUCUUUCAUUGCCCUUCUUCCCCUGAUCUUGAUUUAGUCAAUGAUCAAUUUUCUAUGAUUUGUAAGGGUUAUGCUUCUUCUUUGGCUCAAAAAUGUUUUGGGUUUUGUCCCGGUGAUGAACAGUUCAAAGAUGGCAAUAAAAGACAGGACAAUCUGAACUUGUUCCCUCCUGCCAACAGGCAGACUCUGGAGAUGCAUAUGCACACAAUGAUGCAGGAUAUUGCUGCCUCAUUGUUAAUGGAGUUUGAAAAAUGGGUCCUCAAAGCUGAAUCUGCUGGGACAAUUGUCAAGACACCUUUGGAUUCACAAGCCAGUCUCAGCUCAGAGGAGGUGAUCAAGGCAAAAAAGCGGAGACUUGGCCGAGCACAGAAAACCAUUGGGGAUUAUUGUCUUUUAGCUGGGUCACCUGUUGAUGCCAAUGCCCAUUACAAUACCGCUUUAGAACUUGGAAGAUUGACUGGGGACCUUUUCUGGUAUGCUGGGGCUCUCGAAGGAAGUGUUUGUGCAUUACUGAUGGAUCGAAUUGGGCAGAGAGAUCCGGUUCUGGAGGAUGAGGUGAAGUAUCGAUACAACAGCGUUAUUCAACACUAUCGAAAGUCAUUUGUACAGGACAAUGCACAGAGAGUGUCACCUGUGAGCUUCGAACUUGAGGCUACUUUGAAGCUAGCUCGAUUCCUAUGCAGGAGGGAACUUGCUAAAGAAGUAGUAGAUCUAUUGACAAAUGCUGCAGAUGGUGCAAAAUUACUGAUUGAUGCCACUGAUCGAUUAGUACUGUAUGUUGAGAUAGCUCGACUUUAUGCUAGGCUUGGGUAUGAGAGAAAAGCCGCCUUCUUCUCUAGGCAGGUUGCUCAGCUUUAUUUGCAACAGGAGAAUAGAUACGCUGCUAUAAGUGCCUUGCAAGUGCUAGCUAUAUCAACAAAAGCUUAUCGUGUUGAAAGCAAAGCAUCUAGUUCCAAAGAUUUGCUAUCUGAAAAUGGACGUAAUCUUUUGGAAGGUGGAAAGAUGAAUCCUAAUUCUAUAGUUUCAUUAUUUGAGUCCCAGUGGAGCACUCUGCAAAUGGUUGUGCUUAGAGAAAUUCUUCAGUCUGCUGUGCGAGCAGGAGAUCCUCUUGCUGCUUGGAGUGCGGCUGCGCGGCUGUUGAGAAAUUAUUACCCUCUUAUUACACCAGCUGGUCAAAAUGGACUUGCAAGCGCACUUACCAACUCAGCAGCAAGGCUUCCUUCAGGGACUCGUUCAGCUGACCCUGCUUUGCCUUUCAUCAGGUUACAUUCUUUUCCUAUUAGUCAAUGUCAGACGGAUAUUGUAAAACGCAAUUCUGGAAAAGAAGAUUGGUGGGCUGGAUCUGCUCCGUCAGGGCCCUUUAUCUACACUCCAUUCAGUAAAGGAGACACCAAUAAUAGCAGUAAGCAAGAGCUGAUUUGGGUUGUUGGUGAACCAGUUCAGGUACUAGUGGAAUUGGCCAACCCAUGUGGUUUUGAUUUGGUUGUUGAUAGUAUUUAUCUCUCAGUUUCUACCGGAAACUUUGAUGCUUUUCCGCUCAGUGUGACUCUUCCUUCUAAUUCAUCAAAAGUUAUCGGGUUAUCUGGAAUUCCAACAUCUGUGGGCCUCAUCACAGUUCCUGGAUGCAUUGUGCACUGCUUUGGAGUUAUUACCGAACAUCUUUUUAGAGAUGUUGACAACCUGUUACUCGGUGCAGCUCAAGGGCUUGUUCUGUCUGACCCUUUCCGUAAUAGUGGCUCUCCAACCUUGAGAAAUGUAUCAGUUCCUAAUAUUUCCGUGGUUUCCCCACUGCCAUUGCUUGUCUCUCAUGUUGUAGGCGGAGAUGGCGCUGCUAUACUUUAUGAAGGCGAAAUUCGUGAGAUGUGUAUAAGUCUAGCCAAUGCAGGGACAGUUCCCAUUGAGCAAGCACAUAUAUCUUUGUCAGGGAAAAAUCAAGAUUCUGUCAUUUCAAUUGGGUACGAAAUCUUGAAAUCGGCUCUUCCACUCAAACCAGGUGGUGAAAUUACUUUACCAUUAACUAUCAAAGCAUGGCAACAUACUUCUGUGGACUUGGAUAGCGCUGCAGGGAGAUCUGGGGGUUUGGGACGACAAUCAAAAGAUGGGGCGAAACCAUUGUUGAUGAUACAUUACGCAGGGCCUUCGAGCAGUGACGCAAACUCUGCAGCAGACAGUUCCGCUAUACCACCAGGAAGGCGCUUGGUUGUGCCGUUGAACGUCUGUGUUCUACAAGGAUUGUCUUUUGUGAAGGCUCGUCUGUUAUCUAUGGAGAUUCCUGCUUAUGUUGGUGAAAAUAUUCCCAACCCACCUCAAGUAGAUAGUGUCCCCGAGUCAUCUUCGAGCUCUAACAGAAUCGAAAGAUUGGUGAAAAAGGACCCUUAUAGAGGCACUUGGGGAUUGCGCUUCCUUGAACUUGAACUGUCUAAUCCAACUGAUGUUGUGUUUAAUAUUAGUGUUUCUGUUCAGCUCGAGAAGUCUGGUAAUGGGAAUGUUUCUGAUGACCAAGAACCCGCGGAGUAUGGUUAUCCAAAAACGACAAUUGACCGAGAUUCCUGUGCUAGAGUGCUGAUACCCUUAGAACAUUUCAAGCUACCCGUUCUAGAUGGCUCCUUUUUCAUGAAGCAGCCGUUAGGUGAUGGAAUUUUGAGGGGUGGAAAUUCAAGCUUCUCAGAGAAGAGUACUAAGGCCGAGCUAAAUGCUUGUAUUAAAAACUUGAUAUCGAGGAUUAAAGUCCGCUGGGAAUCCGGAAGGAACAACACCGGAGAACUGAACAUCAAGGAUGCAAUGCAAGCUGCUCUUCAGACAUCUGUUAUGGAUGUGUUGCUUCCCGAUCCCUUAACAUUUGCUUUCCGACUUGUUCGAGAUGGUUGGGGAGAUGCUUUACAGAGCUCUGAAUCUAAGAGUGCAGUCUUAGCACAUGAUAUGACUCCUAUGGAAGUUCUGGUUCGUAAUAACACCAAGGAAUUGAUCAAGAUGAAUCUCAGUAUCACAUGCGGAGACGUCGCUGGAGAAAACUGUCUUGAAGGUCCGAAAGCUACUGUAUUGUGGGCUGGCGUUCUCUCUGGAAUCACCUUGGAAGUGCCCCCACUUCAAGAAAUAAGGCAUCCAUUCUCCAUGUAUUUCCUAGUACCUGGCGAGUACACCUUAGUUGCUGCAUCACUGAUCAAUGAUGCUAACGAGAUUCUUCGGGCACGUGCAAGAAGCGAGUCACCUACUGAGCCAAUCUUCUGUCGUGGACCUCCUGUUCACCUCUGUGUUUGUGGUGCCACUUAAAAUCGAUGGGUGCGCCUAACAUCCCGCGAGUAGUUGAAACCUUCAUGUGCCUUCGGAAUCUUGGUUAUAACUUCAGCAAGCAUUUUUUCUGUGCUUGAGAUCAUUGAGUUGGUAUUUAGCUAUGGUAUGGUUAGGUGGAGUCUUGGUGGGUUGAAUACUUGUAACUUGUGAUUCAAAUUUCAGAUUUUCAUUUUUCUUUUAGUUUUUUUUAGAGAACCUAUUUGAUCAUUCCCACUUUUGACCUUUUCUUUUCUUUUAUUUAUUGAUUUAAGUGUGGUCAUGUAGAAAGGUGGUAAGGCUUUUGUUUUUUUGAAAAAUUAGUUGUUAAAUUUGAAUUUAUUUAAUUCGAAUAUGACUUAACUUGAUCUUAUACAUCAAAUAGUUUAUGAUACGAAAACUAUCCAUUUUAAACUAUUAUAUCUAAUUAUCAUAUUUCAAAUGUGAUCAACUAUCAAAAUCAACACAACUAGAAAAACAUAUUGAUACUUAACAAUGCUCUAAAUUUAACUUAUCCACUUUAAUGACGAUUAAAAUGCGAUUCUUGUGAGAGAUUGCCCCUUUGUGAGAUGACUUUAAAAUAAGAAGUUUAUAUGUUAAUAAUUGUAUUCCUUUGGCUAUUCAAUUCAUGUAUAGGUAAU
Molecule: messenger RNA, 4367 nt
Organism: Amaranthus tricolor (Joseph's coat)
Lineage: Eukaryota; Viridiplantae; Streptophyta; Magnoliopsida; Caryophyllales; Amaranthaceae
Product: trafficking protein particle complex II-specific subunit 120 homolog
Exons: 10
Coding region: 172-3729 (1185 amino acids)
Cellular component (GO): trans-Golgi network
Source: RefSeq, a predicted model, not a curated record